Metopolophium dirhodum (rose-grain aphid) is the source of this 477-nucleotide messenger RNA. RefSeq lists its product as uncharacterized. NCBI's taxonomy places the organism in Eukaryota, Metazoa, Arthropoda, Insecta, Hemiptera, Aphididae. Gene Ontology annotation, molecular function: nucleic acid binding. The transcript has a single exon. The record is from RefSeq and is a predicted model, not a curated record. The coding region runs from base 1 to 477 and encodes 158 amino acids.
AUGGUACCCAUAUACUAUUUAGACGAAACGUGGGUCAAUGCCGGUGAAACGACCAAAAAAACAUGGGUCGACAAGACCGUCAAUUCACCACGGGACGCAUUCCUGAAGGGGCUCACCACAGGUCAAAAGGAGCCUUCAGGGAAGGGCAAACGACUCAUUGUGUUGCACAUUGGGUCGUCUGACGGCUUUGUUCCAGGAGGCCUUUUAUACUUCGAAUCCAAGACGAAUUCCGCAGGCUACCACAAUGAGAUGAACGGUGACACAUUUUAUGAAUGGUUUGUCAAUAUUCUACCGUCUUUAAAAGAAAAUGCCGUCGUCGUCGUGGACAAUGCUCCUUACCAUAGUGUGAAAACGGACACUAUUCCAAAUAUGUCUUGGAAAAAACAAAAAUUAAUCGACUGGCUGGAAAAUAAAGGCCAGAUCAUAGACAGCGAUAACGUGGUCAAAUCACAGCUGAUGGAUAAAGUCGAACUUUGA